UUUAACGAUAUAAUAUAGUUGACGAUACUUACAAUAUUACAUAUAGUUAUAUUUACUCAGUCGAUACAGACUUCUUAUCAUUAAGAGGUUGAGCUGUUUUUUUUCGUUCAUGUGCUCGCGCAUACAUUUGUAAAAAAAGUAGCGGCUUUACACUGGUGUUUGUAAUCGUAAUUAUAUUUUGAAUCAUAUAAAAUAACCAACACCAUUCGCGUAAACACCAUACUGAACAAGAGAUAAUCAAAGCAAAGUGCAAGAAAAAUUAGUUAAUUUUUGUGCUUAAGAAAAUUAAAAGUUUCGAUUUGUUCAAUUCGUCGAAAAGGGGAAAAAACAGUUUCUGUGGUGAUAAAAAUAAAGUUGAAAGAAACCAAAAAAAAAAUAUUUGUCGGCUGAUAAUAAUAAUGAACUUUAAAAUUGAACUUAUGCAUAUCAAAGUAACUUACUCGAAAAGUUAUAUGUGUAGUGUCACAUAGUAACUUCAAUCAAAAUCAAAUUAUUAUUUAAUUGCCGGAGUUUUUAUAUUUUUUAAUUUUUACUUUUAGUUUCAUUUAAUUUUUGUGAUCUUAAAUUCGAAUAUUAUCUCAUUACGCAUCCAGCUAAGAAAUUCGUGUUCUUUUUUUUUCACAUUAAACCGCGACGUAUAGUGCUUAUUCUUACAAUUCUGAAAACGUGCACGACAAUACAUACACGGUGUGCGAUUAGCAUUUAAAAUAAGCCCGAAAUAAACUGUGAUAAAUUGGUUAAAAGCCGACAUCAUAAAGUCCAAUAAACAAAAAUAAAAUAAAAAACAAUUCUUUCCCGUAAAUUCCACAUCAAGAUCGUAGUAACUUUUAACUUAAAGUGUUCUUAAAUCGGGCUUCGAAUGCAUCCGAGAAUGUCGUAAGAAAUGUUUUGGCAUAAAAGUGUUCGAAAAAAGUAAAACAAAAAUUUUCCGGUUUUUGGAAAGUGCACAAUCAAAUUUGUAUCUGUGAUUUUUUUAAGCUAAUUUUCUUUGUUUUGUAAGUUAUAUCUCUGUGUUUCAAAUAUUCUAAACGGUUAACAUUUUCAACGUUCCUGCCGAAAAUAAAAAUAAAUAAAAAAAAAAACAAAUUUUCAACAAUGGUUGCACGUGAUGAAAAUAGAAAUCGAAAUGGUCAUGUUCUCGUUUGGGAACAGACCGAUCUGGCUAAGGAGGAUAGGAAUAUCAAACCAAACAAAUGGUGGGGCACACGUCAUUUCGUAACUUUUAUGCUGUUCCUGGGCAUGGCAAAUGCUUACGUAAUGCGAACAAAUAUGUCUGUAGCUAUUGUUGCAAUGGUUAAUCACACCUACAUCGAUGAGAACAGUCAUGGUGAAGUUGUCGACAAUGAAUGUCCGGAGGUUAACUACACCGUAGUGCAUCAUGAACAGGAUGGUGAAUUUAAAUGGGGUUCCAGCUUACAAGGUUACAUCCUCUCAUCAUUCUUCUAUGGCUAUGUUAUAACACAAAUUCCAUUCGGUUUAAUGUCGAAACGUUAUGGUGCGCUUAGGUUUCUCGGCUAUGGCAUGCUGAUAAAUUCAGUGUUUGCAUUCUUGGUGCCAGUAGCUGCCCGCGAAGGUGGUGUAGUCUGGCUGUGCAUUGUCCGUUUCAUUCAAGGCCUGGGCGAAGGGCCCAUUGUACCGUGUACACAUGCAAUGCUUGCCAAAUGGAUACCGCCAACCGAACGAUCUCGUAUGGGAGCAUUCGUAUAUGCCGGUGCUCAAUUUGGUACAAUUGUUUCAAUGCCGUUGUCUGGUCUCUUGGCUGAGUAUGGUUUCGAUGGCGGCUGGCCCUCGAUUUUCUAUGUAUUUGGUGUAGUUGGUGUUUUGUGGUCGGUUGCAUUCAUUUGGCUCGUGCAUGAGGAUCCAUCGUCUCAUCCAAAGAUGGAUGAAAAGGAGAAAAAAUACAUUUUGAGCUCACUAUGGGGAACAGCUAACGUUACUUCACCUCCAGUGCCAUUUAAGGCAAUUUUGACGUCACUUCCAUUUUAUGCAAUUUUAUUGGCGCAUAUGGGUCAAAAUUAUGGCUACGAAACACUGAUGACAGAAUUGCCGACAUAUAUGAAGCAAGUGCUACGAUUUUCUUUGAAAGAGAAUGGUGUAUUGUCUGCCCUGCCAUACUUGGCCAUGUGGAUAUUUUCCAUUGCCAUUUCAUUUAUUGCCGACUGGAUGAUUUAUUCGAAUAAGUUUACUCAUACGUCAACCAGGAAGAUUGUUAACAGUAUUGGUCAAUAUGGUCCAGCGGUUUGCCUUAUCAUUGCUUCGUACACCGGCUGCAAUCGUGUCCUGACUGUACUCAUUCUAACAAUUGGUAUGGGUCUCAAUGGCGGUAUCUAUUCCGGAUUCAAAAUCAACCAUUUGGAUAUAACGCCACGAUUCGCUGGUAUUCUGAUGUCAUUUACAAACUGUACGGCCAAUUUAGCUGGUCUUUUGGCUCCCAUUGCUGCAGGAAACUUGAUUGAAGGAAAUCCAUCGAUGGCCCAAUGGCAAAUUGUUUUCUUCAUUGCUGCCGGCGUGUACAUAUUCUGUGCAACAUUCUACAACAUUUUCGGUACGGGUGUGAGACAACCGUGGGACAAUCCAUUAAAUGAUGCACCCGAACCGUUGCAUGCGAAUGACGUACGAAACGGUAAUGGAACGGCGACGCACGAAACGCGACAAUAAUUUAAUUGUUUUAUUAUAAUAGAUGAUCAUGUUGUUGUUGUUCUUGAUAUGCCUCUGUUUUGUUUCAAAUUUUUUUUUUAAAUCAUUUUUAACACAAAACUAAAAAUAAUUUUUUUUUUGGUAAAUUUAUUUGGAAGAAAAUUACAGAAAUUAAUUUGUAAUUGUUAAUUACGUGGUAUGUUUGUGAAUAAAAGAAAAAGAGAAACAAAGUUAAUCGAUAAGAUAAUUAAGAAAUGAGAACAAUGUUAAAGUGCGAUGAUUUAUGAGAAAUGGAAUUGAAAGAGAGAAAAAUGUGAACAGAAAGAAAAUUGAAAAUUAUUUAAAAGCAGAAAAGAAAAAUGGAAAAAAUAGUGAGAUAUCCUAGAUCCGUAAGGUAUAACUAAAUAAUUUAAGAGUAAAUUUUUCAAAUUGAAUGAUUUCUUUUUUAUAAUUUCCGUGUGCUUAUCGAAUUGUUUGAUUUUAAUAAUUUAUAAAAAGUGAAAACAUAAUUUGUAGUUUAAUUACUGAGAUAUGAAAAAUUGUGGCGAGUCUACGAAUAAAAACGUUAAAUUGUUUAUUAUAUAAAAGUGAAAAAAACAUAAAACUGAAAAGGAUUUUUUCGUUAAAAUAGGAGUGAUUUUUACUCAAAAAGAAAUAUUUUUAUAAAAUAAUUUAGAGCAAUGCGUAUACUGUGCUGCUAAGUCUACAUUCGUGCGUUGAGAAAAACUAUAACCGGAGAUUUAUGACAGAUAUUUUCUGCAAAGGAAAUUCUGUGUACUAACAGGAAACAAUUUCUCUUCGAAAAUAUGUUUUGAAUGCAAUAGUGAACACUCAUAAGCUUUAGAAUCAGUGAACAGUUUUGACAACUUCAGGAAUAAGCAACAAGCUCUGACUAAUGCGGUCUCAUAUACCGCAAAAAUUAUGUUCGAAGAAAUGAAGUUAAAGAUUUGAAAUCAGUAUUGUGGAAAUACUUAGAUCAAAUUGAAGUAAUAGAUCCGAUAGUGAAACUGUUGAUCUGUUAAAGGUUUUCUUUUUGCACACCGUCGCAACCGUUUCGUAUAGCACCACUUUCCGAAGCAACUCUUUCUACAUAAAUAUUUUUGUAUUUUUUCCUCGAAGGCUUGAGUUACAACAUCUUGAGAAUUAUUUUUACUUGCGAUGUUUUAUCAAGCGUUAUGAGCGCUCGAUUGGAACAAAGUUUUAGAUUUAUAAAUUUACGACAUCUGUGAAUCUUCACGAAGUAGUGAUACUGGAGAGUCACUAAUGCUCUAGUUAUAAAUGUUCAAGUUAUGAUGUUGUGAAUUCAUCUACGGAUUCCCGCUCUAUUCUACAUAGCUAUUGAUCUCACAGGAUAAAAUGGAAAAUUAAACUCGAGAAAAACAUUCAAUUUACCGACAUUUUCUCAUGGCAUUGGUUUAAUUCAACGCCAGAAUGUAGACUACAUUACAACAAAGUACGUUUGUGCUUGCUGUUUCCACAAGUUGAACCCACUAUACCAAUAAUAUUUUCAUAAAAUUAAUUUUUAAUUCAGUUAUCGUCCAGCCAGUUUUAGUGUCAUAGAUAAUGGAUAACCCCAUGAAUAGUCUGUUCCUUAUUGUGAGUUAAAAAUUUUCAAAUGGGGAAAUAAUGUCAAGGAACAGAAGUGCAAAAUGUAAUAAAAUCGCUCGUUGAUAUCAAUUAAAUUGAUAUGGACAUUUUUCAAGGUGAACAUAGAAAUAUUCAUCAAAUUUUUCGUUGGGACGGUGAAUGUUUAUAAAGAAAGUGAAGGUGACGAAUUGUAACUUCCAUCAUUGACUGCGAUUUCAUUUCAUGUUAGAUAAUAACAUUACACAUAAACGAAUGCAUUAGAUUGAAUGGAAUGAAUUGGAUUAGCAUCGCCUUCGAUGACGAAAGUUAUAAUGUUUGAGAUUUGUUCAUCCGAAAAAUGACGCACAGUUCGAAGAGGAUAUCAAUAAAAAUUGAAAAUAAUUUUUUCUUUAUUCUAUAGACAUCAGCAGUAGUUUUACAGUUUAUUUUGCUUUUGUGAUAAGUUAUCUCUUUAAGUUUUUUUCCUUCUUUUUAAGUUUUAUUUGACAGAAAAUCGUUUCUAUCGCUUGAAUAGUUCGAUUGAAAAACCAAGAAUCGCUGCACAUAUCUGUUUUCGUUUUAGUGGAAAAAAAAUUUUCUUUUUGUAUCUGUACAUAAAAUACCAUUUUUUGUUAGAAAAGAAAAAUAAAACAAAACAAAGUUACACCAU
This is a messenger RNA of Bradysia coprophila, 4873 nucleotides long. It is a transcript of the gene Picot, whose product is annotated as putative inorganic phosphate cotransporter protein picot. NCBI's taxonomy places the organism in Eukaryota, Metazoa, Arthropoda, Insecta, Diptera, Sciaridae. The record is from RefSeq and is a predicted model, not a curated record. Gene Ontology annotation, biological process: transmembrane transport; monoatomic anion transport. Gene Ontology annotation, cellular component: membrane. Gene Ontology annotation, molecular function: transmembrane transporter activity.